Molecule: messenger RNA, 3179 nt
Organism: Botrytis byssoidea
Lineage: Eukaryota; Fungi; Ascomycota; Leotiomycetes; Helotiales; Sclerotiniaceae
Exons: 2
Coding region: 1299-2999 (566 amino acids)
Biological process (GO): transmembrane transport
Molecular function (GO): transmembrane transporter activity
Source: RefSeq, a predicted model, not a curated record
GCUGGCAUGCAAGGCUGUGGGGGUGAAUCUUGGUAUCAUGAGAUUCCUGUACGAGGACAAGACCUUUUCGUGUUCCGAUUUUUAUCCAGACGACAUCAGGCAUACUCAGAUGAAUCAAGAUUGCUCAUUAUGUCAAAUGAUAUUCUUUCGGUCGCAGUUCCUGUUAUGUACUUUUGACCAACGAUCGAGCAACUCCAUUUCUGCUCAAAGCAAAUCACGUUCCAAGUCCCAGUCCUAGGAAAUAGCACGCAAUGGUGUCAUUUGGAGCUCGACGAUCAGUUCUACCUUUCGAACCCCUCUUUGGAUCAAGUCUCGAACUGUCACUUCUGGUUGGCCCGCACCACUAUUGUUUCCUCCAAAGUUGAUGUUACUAGGCGGUCUUGCCUUCGUAUCAUGGAAAUUAACUUCUGCCAGAUCAGGCCUUGGACUGUUCGUACGGCUGUUGAGCAUGCAACUUCAAGGUUGUGGUUUCAAGGGUACAUUGUGGAGCGGUACGUGGUCCAUGAAGUUCAGCAAGAGCUAAUCUCCAUUAUAUACCUGAAUUGUUGUGGGAGUGAUGGUAAGGAGAGCAGAACGAAGAUUCUUAUUUCAUAUCUUCUUAGCCUGGCAGUAUUUCCAUGUCAUUGGUCCUAUCACACCAGAUUAAAAAGAACUUCUUGGACCUUAUAUCACAUAUGGCAUCCCUCUUGAAUAAGAUCGAGGUCAAAGUUUCGGUCCCGCAAAGACAUCCCCACAUAUCUAUCUAUAUUGCGGCUAGGAAAAUUUCACUCCCCACAAAUCAACGACAAGUCUUUUCUUUAUCAACAGAUCCAGACCACGAAGGCGAAGGGGGUAAUCCUUCGUCCGAUAGUCGGAUUCGCAACACCGCUUUUCGCAAAUCUUGAAAAUUUUCCCAGCAAGCGUGCGAUUUGGUCACUCUCGGGGUUAGACACAGCUUGAUUAUGCAAGCAGACGUGGGUUUUGCCUCCGAGAUGUAUGUCACCGCCCCUUCUAUCAAGCAUGUCAAAUCGUUGACGCCUGUCAAACAUCAAAAAGGAUGUAUCUAAACGAAAAAAGACCAGCAAGAUGAAGGGGCGCUUGCGAAAAGCUUGAUUCAGAUCUACAACAAACGCGGAUAAGUGCCGAUUAUCCGUUAGAAUUCUUCCCCUGUAAGUUUUCUUAAUAGCGAACUCAAUGGUUCUUUAAGUCGAGGUAUAGUAUCUCGAUAUUUUUUGCGUCAUCUCUCUUUCCCCUACAUUCUUCUUUCACCAGUAAUCAUUUUCAUAUUACUUUGAAACGAUCAUAUUUCAUUGGCUACGAUGGCAGGACCGCAUGACCAUGAAUUGGUCCGAAUUGAAACAAAUAUUCUCCCCAAAGGAAAACUAAUAGUAGUUUUCUGUGGGUUAGCAUUUGCUCUCCUCAUCACUUUUAUAGAUCAAAAUUCUAUUGGUAUAGCAUUACCAACAAUCGGAGCUGAUCUUAAUGCUGCAACUACAAUUUCUUGGGCAGGCACUUCAAGUUUGAUUGCCAAUACAGUUUUCCAAGUUCUUUAUGGAAGAAUAUCAGAUAUCUUGGGAAGGAAAGUGGUUUUCCUCACUGCUGUGGGAUUAUUGGCGCUCGGAGAUUUACUUUGUGGGUUCGCUCAGACGGGUCCUCAACUCUAUGUUUUUAGGGGCAUUUCUGGUGUGGGGACCGGUGGGAUCAUGGCCUUGGCCAUGAUGAUCGUAUCAGAUGUGGUUACUCUGGAGAAUCGUGGAAAGUAUCAAGGGAUCUUAGGAUCAUGUGUCGGUUUGGGCAAUACCAUUGGACCAUUCUUGGCAGCUGCUUUUGUUCAGAAUUCAACGUGGAGAGGCCUAUUUUGGUGUAUAUGCCCGCUAGCAGUGCUUUCAGGUAUUAUGGUAGCAUUCACACUUCCUCCAAGUAAAGUUCAUGGCUCGACAGCGACCAAAAUUCGAGUCAUCGAUUACCCAGGAAUCGUCCUCGUGACCGCAGCCAUUAUGCUCAUCCUGAUUCCUGUCUCUGGCGGCGGUACCUAUUUUGAAUGGUCCAGUCCCAUGGUAAUUUCCAUGCUCACUCUGGGUGGUAUCUGUUUAGUUGCUUUCUUCAUUGUGGAAUGGAAGUUUGCUGUUAUGCCGAUGAUACCUUUGAACCUUUUCAAGAACCCUGCUGUCUUCGCCAUUCUCACCCAAAACUUCCUCUUUGGUAUAGUCUAUUACUCGCACCUCUACUACCUACCAAUCUAUUAUCAGAAUGCUCGCCAAUACUCACCUCUCAUGUCCGCCGCACUCACCAUUCCAUUCGUCGCCACUCAAUCCAGCUUCAGUAUCGUAUCCGGGCAAUACAUCUCCAGGACUAAACGCUAUGGCGAAAUCAUCUGGAUUGGGUUCAUGCUUUGGACUCUAGGAUCAGGCCUCGUUCUCUUGUUCUCUCGGGAAUUACCGAAGUGGAAGAUAGUCUUGAUCCUCUUGACUGAAGGUGCAGGAGUAGGAUUCGUCUUUCAACCUACGCUUAUAGCAGCACAAGCCCAUUGUACUAAGCGCGAUCGAGCAGUCGUUAUCUCUACUAGGAAUUUUCUACGUGCUCUGGGUGGUGCAAUUGGUCUAGCGAUUUCCUCGGCUAUUUUCUCGAAUUCCAUAAAGUCCCGCUUAAAUACGCUAGCAACUCCUCUACCGGCAGGAUUCAAAGACACAAUCUUAGCAUCGAUAUUGAGCGUUCCGAAUUUGAAUGAACUGACAACGGGACAGAAAAACGAAAUAUUAGAUGCGUACAUGGGAGCGAGUAGAAGUGUGUUCUUACUUUGGGUACCGAUUAUUGGGGUUUGUCUGUGUCUUUGCGUGUUGAUCAAAGAUAAGGGAUUGCAGAGACCGGACGAGAAACCGAUUGUUAGAGACGAACAGCAGGAGGAGGAGGAGAGUGGGAGUGUGACCGGGAGUGAGAUUGCUGUGCAGCACGAGGCCGGUAGGGAGAGGGAUUUGGAGAGUGGGCAGGGCGAGAAGGUCGUGGGGCCGGAGAAACAUUGAAAUGAGCCUGCAGUUGUGGAGAAAAGAAAUCAUCAUUUGCGUGCUUUUUUGGGUUGGUUAAGAUAAAGGAGUUAUAUACCCUGAUUGGGCAUUGGAAAGUGGAAAGGGCGACUCUUGACGAUUAGGACACAUGUAGACACGAGACUAGACUAGAUUAAUUCAAACAUGAGAUAAUGAUAU